AAGACCAAAGAGUGACGUCACUGAAAUCCCUCAGACUUCCGGCUUCGAGAUGCACCGGUAACCUGCCAAUAAAGUAUGAAGAAGGAUAAGCGGUAGAAGAUGGAUGAAAACGAGAUGAAGAAUUGCAAUAAAGUGCAGGGCUCACAUCGAAAAAGUCGGCUAUGUCUCGAGCGAUACACACAACAAUGAACGCAUCGAGCACUGAGGACACAGGAGUCGCGGUGGUCUUUAUUGGAGAAUGGAUCUGAAAAUAAACACAGAAAAGAAGCAAUGUGCCUGCUUGAUGGUCAUCUUUGCUGCCAUCUUUGCUCAUCUAGCGACUUGUCAUAGGACGUGCAAUCACCGCGUCCCUCUUCCGGAAGAGGUGGUCCAUCAUGUGUAUCUGAAACCUGAACGUUUGAUGAAACGAAGCUCUGAUGACCUUCAUCUAAAAAUUAAGAUAAUCUAUGACUACAGUGUUGACCAGCUCCCCGCAGACAAGAGAAGACUUGUAAAGGAUAACCUGUUCCCGCAGGCAAUUGACUACCUCCAGAAAGCCUUAUUCGUGAGACGCAGGGUUGGGCCUAUUUUGCUCAGCAGACAAUGUGCAACCAACCAGUAUUUGAAGAGGAGGGAUGACCCACAUCGCUACUGCCAGAAUGCCUGUGCAGAUGUCACACGUUGUGGCCCAGUUUUGAUACCCCAACACCACUUACAGCAAUGCAAGAUGUGCAGUGAGUCAGGGAAGUCCUGUGGUCCCACAGGCCCCCCAGAUGGCCCAGGUGUGGAAGGGUUUGACUUUGUACUCUAUGUGAGCAGUGUCAUCACUGAGCGUUGUGGACAGGAAAACAUUGUGGCCUACGCAGCUUACUGCCAACUGGAGUCGGAGUUGGACAGACCUGUUGCAGGUUAUGCCAACUUGUGUCCCACCAUGAUCACCUCACAGCCGCACGAGUUUGAAGGAAUGCUCUCCACCGUCAAACAUGAGAUUAUUCAUGCUCUGGGUUUUUCUGCAGGUCUGUUUGCUUUCUACCGUGACGAUGACGGCAAACCUUUGACUCCUCGCUUCGCCAGUGGCCUGCCUGCCUUUAAUGAGAGCCAGGGCCUGUACCAGUGGAGUGAGGCAGUUAUCAAUAGUGUCAGCAGGCUGUGGGACAUCAGAGGUGGGAUGAUAGUGCGACAUCAAGUACAUCUACUUGUGACACCACAUGUUGUGGAGGAGGCAAGAAAACAUUUCGAUUGUCCCAUUUUAGAGGGAAUGGAGUUGGAGAACCAAGGAGGGGUUGGAACUGAACUCAAUCACUGGGAAAAGAGACUGUUGGAAAACGAGGCCAUGACAGGCUCUCAUACCCAGAACAGGGUAUUUUCCAGAAUGACACUGGCUAUCAUGGAGGACACUGGAUGGUAUAGAGCCAACUACAGCCUUGCCCAGACACUCAAGUGGGGUCGUGGACUCGGCUGUGAUUUUGUCAUGAAGAGCUGCAAGUUCUGGAUGGACAAACAGAGACAAAGAAGACAUGCUGUGAUGCCUUACUGUGACACAGUGCGAGCUUCUCCUUUGCAGCUGAUGUGCAGACAGGACCAGCUAGCUGUCGCUGUCUGCAACCUGCAGAAAUAUCCACAGGAGUUGCCGCAAGAUUACCAGUACUUUGAACAGAUUCCAAAUGUGGCUGCUGACCAGCUGACCUUUUUUGGGGGCGCAGUGGAGAUUGCUGAUUUCUGUCCUUUCAGUCAGGAGUUCAGCUGGCAUGUGAGUGGAGAGUAUCAAAGAAACUCCAACUGCAGAGUUUCAGAGAACCAGCCAGAGUGGUGGAAAAAUUAUGCAGCAGAGCAGUAUGGACCAGAUUCCAUGUGUUUGUAUCAGAAGUCAGCCUUUGUCAUGGAGCAGUGCACCAGGAAGAUGGCGUACCCCGACUGGGGUUCUGGCUGCUACAAGGUGUUGUGCACAGCACAGGGUCUGAAGGUGUAUGUGCAGGAACAUUCCUUUCUCUGUCUUCGUAAAGGGCAGCUGCUCAGCGUGAGUGUGCAAGUCAACGACUGGGUGUACAACGGUGUCCUAAUCUGCCCUGCCUGUACGGACGUCUGCGACGACUGUCCCGUCCCCCAUGAACUCCCAACCAGAAACACCUCCAGGACUAAGACAAUAGAUCCGUGCUCCAGGUAUGAAGAUAAAGCCAUCACUGUCAAGCUCCAGCUCGCCCUUGCUGCUGGAGUGCUCUUCUGCCAAUUCAACUGACAGAACGCCGCAGAGCACAUGAAGUAAUGUUUCGUUUUCUUAGAUAACUUGAAUUUUUGUGCGUGUUAUUUUCUAUUGGACAACCUUGGCAAGUGUGUAUCAGAAAAUAUUAUUUAUUUAUUGCAAUUGCACUUAAUUAGCAUUGAUUUUGAGAUGACAUGUCGAACCCCUGAGCAGCUGGACCUUGCUCAAGGGGCAAAACUCAGGAAGCACAAUGUUUGGUCCCCAACAACCAUCCAAACCAGAAGUGUUUGGCGCACAGGUGCUACAGCCCCAAUAUUGUAUACUGCUUGUUCUCAAGUUGAACUUAGAGUGGAUACAAAAAAAGUUGUGUUGGAUCAGUGUCACUGUUUUGUGAGUGCUGAAAAGCAUUAACACAAUACAGUAUUCUAUACCAUUUUUCACCAAUUCAUCAUUGUGUGAAUGCUGAAAGAAAACAUCUUAUUCUACGCAUUAAUUUUGCAAUUUUCACUGAAAGUCGUAUAUAUUGUUCCUCAACGCUAUCUUGCUAGGAUGCUAACUUUUUUAGCUGUUUUUUCAGAAAUACAAUUAGGGAUGGGCACCGAAUCCAGCCGGUGCUACCGGGCACCGCUUCACAUAAAAUCCAACAAUGCCAUGUUACGGUACCUGGGUUGCCCGUGACGUCACGCCCAAAUUGCAGACUGAGUCAGAUCUAACUAGGGUCGUAGCGAUAAACAGUAUUAAUGAUAACGGCAGUAAAACUCCCGACGGUUAGUAUUACUGUUUUAAAUUAAAAUUAUCGAAAAACUGAGAUUGAUAACCACAAUUUGAUUAAAAAAACGGACUGACUGGCGUUAGCUCGCCAGUUUGAAUGCUAACAUGAAAACAUAAAACAGUAAAGUCUUUCCUCAUUAAGAAACGACAUACCCCAAUCUAAACUUAUAUAAACACAUUACUGUCUGAGCAACUAAGCUAUUCAAUUAAGCACAUCAAACCUACAAGCUAUGCUAUCAUAGCACGGAAUGAUCAAUCCGAGAAAUAGGAGGAAGUGUCCAAGGACAACUGAAAAGAGUAGGACAUCCAGAAAGUGCAACGGCUGCCAGAAAUAAUAAAUAAGAUUGUUGUUUUUUUUCAACACACUUUUCAUUUAAAUAAAUCUUAAAGUGCUAAAGUACAAACCAAUAUUUAAAACAAAGGUUUAGCCACCCGCGACCCCAAAAAGGGACAAGCGGUAGAAAAUGGAUGGAUGGAUGGAAGUUUAGCCAAUACAAUAGAUAAAACAGUAAGAUUAAAGAAUAUCAGUGAAGAAUAAGAAACACAAAACAUGCGAAAUAUCGAGUUUAUUUAUUUUAAAAAAUUUAAGGAUUUCAGUGUGUGUGUAAGUACUUUUUGAGCACAUUCAAUAAUAUUGCAAUUAUAAUAUCGGUGCUAAUUUUGUUGACAAUAACCGUGAUAGAAAAAGUUCAUAUUGUUAGAUCCCUAUCACUAGCACUUGGCCAUCACUCCAGCAGGACUGAGAGCGGCCUCAGCCAAACUGCCUCCUGCUAAUGCUGCAAAUUUCAAUGCCGACAAAGAAAUGGUCACAGAAAUGUAAUAAUAAAAUUAAGAUAUAACAACUAGACAGAAGUUAUAAUCAGCUAGUUUUUAAAUUUACAAAACAUUUAAUUUUAUUUUAUUAUCAGAUAAAAAUACAUAUAUAUAUUUAUUAACACACUUAAAAAGACCGAAAAUUGUUACCGUUUAGGCCUGGUAAUCGGUACCGUAUUGGUUCAAAUGUGAAAGGUACCCAUCCCUGUAUACAACUAGGAGUUAUUUACGGUAAUUUCCGAACGAUACAUAAUGCAGCGAAUUUAUGGAUUUUUUUCCAGGUUCACGAGGUUCAUGCCGCCAAUAAAUUUUGCAUUGUCACAUCAAACCAAUGAAAUUGCCGAACGGGUCACAUUGGACCAACGAAAUUUUUCUCAUUAUAUCAAACACACUCACACAAUCAUUCCGUCAGCCAUUUUGCGCAUUAUGCACUCACCCUCAUUAUGGCGAGGUUCAACUCUGACACCGAAGACGACGACCUCGGCAGUUUCAGUGCGCAGUGGAAGGAUGAUGAAAAUAGCCCUUAAUGAAUUUUCUGGUCAGCGACUGUAUGCCGUGUUACAGGCACAGUCUUUUGUUGAAUUGGUGAAUAAACUCAAGCGCCUGUGUAAAUGUUUCAUGUUACAAUGUGUACACUGCAGCCUACAGACUUUAUAUGUACAAAAUAAAAUAUGCAAAAAAAAUAGUUGGUGCGGUUUAUAUAUUUUGUUUAUAUUUUAUGUAUUAUAUCUGUAGUCCGGAGAUUACGGUACUUUUUUACUUGAGGCUGUCUUGAGGCUCUACUCUGCUUAGGCUGCUGCCCCCGCGACUCAACUUCAGAUAAGCGGAGGAAGAUGGAUGGAUGGUCAAAUAAGUUAAUGAGUUUGUGAGGGGGAAAGAACCUUAGGGUUGACAACAGUUUUUUGUUUUGUUUUGUUGCUAUAGAAAAUGUGAAUAAUUUAUUUUUGGAAUGUGACAGUGCAUUUAUUUUGAGAGGAGCUGAGAGGUUGGCUGCGAGCCAAUGGGGAAGAGAUACUGUAUGUCCUCAGUUACUAUAGCAGAUAUGAAAAUAGGCGUUUCUUAUUAAUGAUUUUAAGUUAUUGGUAUAAAUUGGAAAUUUCAAAUGAGAGAAAAGCCCUCAAAAUAUUGGUUUUAUUGGAUCAAAUUAAUUUAUGUUAGAUAAGCCCAGUUUGUUAUAGUCUAUUUUAUUUUGUAUUGUCUUUGCUCAUUUUUACUUUUAUUUUCGAUGUUAGAUUAUUAGUUAAACUUGGAAAAUUUCAGAUGAUAUGAAAGCCCUCAAAAUAUUGUCUUUAUUGGAUUAAAUGUAUUUAUUUUAAAUAAGCCCAGUUUAUGUUAUCAGUCUCUUCUAUUUUGUAUUGUCUGUUCAUUUUUACAUGUAUUUUUCCUAACAAAUGUUUUCUGUAUGUGGAUUGUGUUUGAAUUGUUUUGUUUUAUAUUGAUGUAAAUUGUAAUGCCUGAUGUCAACUGUAGCUUCGGGCCUUAUUUUGUUUGUAUAUUCAUUCAGGCUGUCAAAAUAAUGUGAUUAAUCACAAAAAAUUAUUGCAUGAUUCAUAAACAUACAGAUGAAUUUUGCAAAUUAUUUUGACCUUGAAGCUCUUUUACCUUAACCGCUAUAUAGGGUCAGUAAUCAGAACAGUACACAGAGCAUCAGUACACAAAUGUGUGAGGAGACUCUGAUUGGUGUGCUCACUGGCAGAUUUCACUGUAAAACACAGCCUGGAAGUACUUUGGAUAAAACUGUUACCAAUUUUUCCUGG
Molecule: messenger RNA, 5520 nt
Organism: Entelurus aequoreus (snake pipefish)
Lineage: Eukaryota; Metazoa; Chordata; Actinopteri; Syngnathiformes; Syngnathidae
Gene: lmln
Product: leishmanolysin-like (metallopeptidase M8 family)
Exons: 16
Coding region: 239-2215 (658 amino acids)
Biological process (GO): cell adhesion; proteolysis
Cellular component (GO): cytoplasm; membrane
Molecular function (GO): metalloendopeptidase activity
Source: RefSeq, a predicted model, not a curated record